UCGGAUACAAACAACCACAUUUAAUAUUUAUUUUAGCUGAAUAUUAACAGCAGUUUCAGUCGUAUAACGAAGCUGGUCAGACGCAUACCAACACUACCUACAUCGGGCGCGAUAAUUCGUAGAAAAUGAAAGUGACUUUCAGUUUAACGUUUGUUAUGUACGUGAUCGCUGUCAUAACGAGGAGCUGGUGCAGCGCAACCAACAUUACAGCACAAUACAGCUGGCUGGAGAACAAUGACAAAUACGACUGCAUAGUGGGAAUAUCUGUAGAUGGUAAACCAGUUUCCAUGGGUAUGAUUUUAUCAGAAAAUUUAAUAAUUACUUCUGCAAACCCAAUAGAAAGAGUAAAUGAUUUCAGAAGAAUUAAGAUACACACUAUUAACGGGGCAUUUAAUCGUCAAACAGAACGUUCCGUUUUCACUGUAACUAAAGACCAAGCGAAAAGAAUUACGGGAGGUCAUUGGAAGACAUUUGGUUUUGAUAAACGUCACGCACCGCAUCAUGACAUGGUACUGAUUUCACCUAGGCAAAACAUUAAACUAUAUAAAGGACCUCGCUCUCCAAUCCAAUGUACUUUUGCAAGUGCAAAAUUUGUCUCAUCUGGGAGGUUUUCUUACGUUGGUUUUGGUUUCAUUGACAAGCCUCACGUAAGACUUAACGUUGAACUAGAACUUGCAGAAUAUGGAUUCGAAGAAGUGUAUACAGACUGUAGUGAAUGGAUCCCAUUGAUUUGGGGGAACUUCAUCUGUUUGUUAAAUGUGGAACAUUUUGUUGGAGUCUCUUCCGGCGGUGGACUAUUCUAUAACGACUAUUUAGUGGGGGUCGGUUGUUUUGGAGUCAAAAAAGGAGAUGAGGGUAUAUUACUAUUUACUGACAUCAGAAAGUACCCCCGAAGUAUGCAAUAUUACUAUCUACCAGAACAAUUCCAAAAACCAGACACUUAACUAGCGCGACCACAACGAAAACAACUGCCAAAGGGUAGAACGACUUUAUGUAUAACUCCCUACUAUGAAUAUAAUGUAUAUUGUAAUAUAUUUACCAAUUAAUUUAUUAUCGUUAGAUUAUUU
Messenger RNA from Trichoplusia ni (cabbage looper), 1067 nucleotides. RefSeq lists its product as uncharacterized. The record is from RefSeq and is a predicted model, not a curated record. Lineage: Eukaryota; Metazoa; Arthropoda; Insecta; Lepidoptera; Noctuidae. The transcript is spliced from 2 exons. Bases 126 to 944 code for a protein of 272 amino acids.